CAACAAACGUGGGCCUUCUCCUCAACGAGCUUGGCAUCACCGAGCUCAUCCGUCAUCCCAGGGGCCGCCCCACCAUUCACUCCGCGUCCCCCGAGGGCUGUCUCCUCCUCUACAUCGCGUCCCGGAUCAUCAAGCCCUAGAAUCAUGGGCACACGAUCAUGUCCGGUGAAGACCUCAAGCUCCUCCAUGCGAUCUUGCACUCGACCCCUUUCAAUUGGGCAAAGUUUGUCAAACAUCACGAUCGCCGCGUCUACCGCCCACGAUCACCUCCUCCUGUACCCGUUUGUGGUGAUGGACAUCCUUGAACGGUUUAAGGUCACCACCACCGUUGGCCCACUCACAAAGGCCACGAAGCUUUGGACGAUCAGCGGCCAAACCUUCACCAAGCGGUCGGACAACGCCGCGCCUGCCACUGCCGCGCCACGCCGCACUGCCACUGUCGCGCCUGCCACUACCACUGGCCUAGCCGAACCCCAGGCCCGGGCAAACCUUGCCUCCAUCACCGACUCCCUCAACCGCCUGCACUUCAAAGUCGAUGGGAUGGAUCGCUACCUUGAACGGCUCGACGAGGCUGUUCAACGCCAAGGGCACGCCAUGAACGCGUACUUCCAACGCGUUAACUACGUCCCCCCCACCGUACCAUGGCACGUUCCUUGGGGAAGUGUACGGUGACGAGGACGAAGAGGAUGGGUCCUACGCCCCAUCAAGCUGCCCGGACGAGGAUGAGUUCGACGAUGCCAUUGACGGUGAUGAGAUGGACGACGACGACGAGGAGGCGGAAACCGAAGACGAAGACUAGGACGCCCCUAGAAUUUCUAUCUCAUUUCUUUUAAUUAUCAUGUUUUUUAAAUGCUUCCGUUGUACUCCGCUAUUUCCCAUUUCAAUAAAUAAAAGUUAUCUUUUAUCUUUUUGUUAAUGUCAAAAGGGGGAAUAAAAGGGCUAUGCAUAU
Cuscuta campestris is the source of this 949-nucleotide messenger RNA. The record is from the annotation of a GenBank genome assembly. NCBI's taxonomy places the organism in Eukaryota, Viridiplantae, Streptophyta, Magnoliopsida, Solanales, Convolvulaceae.